Messenger RNA from Haliotis rubra (blacklip abalone), 349 nucleotides. RefSeq lists its product as uncharacterized. The coding region runs from base 5 to 349 and encodes 114 amino acids. The transcript has 4 exons. The record is from RefSeq and is a predicted model, not a curated record. Lineage: Eukaryota; Metazoa; Mollusca; Gastropoda; Lepetellida; Haliotidae.
UUGUAUGUGUUGCAAGUGCAUUGGUGAUUCCGGAGCGUCUGGGGAUUCGCCUCUGUAUGGUGCAAUGUCUGAGAUACAACCGCUGUUUCGGUGUCAAGAUGAGCGUAGCUACGAUGACGUGUACGCUGCUCGACAACAGACAUACCGAUGGCAACAUCAUGGACGUCUCACAAAGCAGCAUCAUACAGAUCAUACGGCUUCACCUGAGGACACGAUCAUCCGUGAUGGCGUAUGCUUCAAGAAAGCACCUCUACACAACUGUAGGAGUUCCGUGGGUUCUCUUUCAAUAAUUCCUGAGCUUGCUACCCGGCUCCACGUCAAUGAGACAUAUGUGGGCAUGCAAACGUGA